AUGGCGACGGCUUCGUCUGUGUCGUCGUCGCGUUACCACGGCGACGGAGCGGCGGGUACCGAGGAGGGGCUGGUGAUGGAUGGAGGCCCCCCCCCCAAUGCCUUCAUGUUGCUGGACCCCUCAACGUCGUCCACCUCGUCCACGUCGUCCCCGGCGUGUCUCCCCACCGGGACGACACUUCUUGGGGGCGGUGGCGGACCUGUGACCUCCCCAACGGGAACAGUCUACUACUCGCUGCCCUACCACCACCACCACCACCAGCAACAACAACAACAACAACAGCAGCAGCAACAGCAGCAACACAACAACCACCAGCAGCAGCAGCAGCAGGACAUGUGGACAACUAACGCAAAUGCGCCAACAACACAACAACAGCAACAGCAGCUGGUGGUUGUAGCGUCAGCACAACCACCACCACCACCACAACCACCACAACAACAACAACAACCGGAGCAGCAGCUGUUGGUUACCAGCGCAGCCUCCGCCGCCACCACCAGCACCACCACCAACACAGGCGGGAGUUGAACUUUCAAGCUCUCACUCACUUGGCCAGGUUGUGGUGGUGGUGGUGGUGGUUAACGUGGUGGUUGUGGUUAAUGAUUUAUGGUGGUGGUGGUGUUUACGGUGGUGGCAGUGGUUAAGGUGGUGAUAGUGGUGAUGGUAGUGGUGGUGGUAAUGCAUUACGAUGGUUUUGGUUGUGGUUAAAAUGGUGGUGGUUAAGAUGUGCUGAUGAUAGUGGUGGUUAACAUGGUGAUGGUGGUGGUGGUAGUGGUUAAGGUGGUGGUUAAGAUGGUAGUUGUGGGAAUUAAGUUGGUGAUUUAGGUGGUGGUGGUGGUGGUGGUGAUUUAACAUGGCGGUUAAUAGCGAUUGCCUCAUGCCCCAAAUUUCGACUAGGAGAGACAAAGGCGGUCGGGAGGGCCCGCUACUACAAACCUUGGGCUGUUGUUGUUGUUGUUGUCCUGUUGUUGUUGUUGUUACUUGUUGGUCGACGCCAGGGUGGUGUGGGUCCGUCGGAGACGCUCGAGAGGAGGACACAUGGGUUCGAACCCUGGGGCCCUGUCUCUCAUUCUCUCUCAUUCUCUGAGAAUUUCAGUGUGUGGGUGGGUGGGUGGUGGUGGCGGUGGUGGUGGUUUUCAUGGACGCGUCACAGAUACUGAUGAUCACCGUGGGUUUUGUUAGCAGGCCAAACACACAGAGACCCACAGACUCACGACCACCACACAGAGACCCACAGACUCACAACCACACAGAGAUCCACAGACUCGCCGUACAGGGACCCACAGACUC
Petromyzon marinus (sea lamprey) is the source of this 1287-nucleotide messenger RNA. The record is from RefSeq and is a predicted model, not a curated record. NCBI's taxonomy places the organism in Eukaryota, Metazoa, Chordata, Hyperoartia, Petromyzontiformes, Petromyzontidae.